Molecule: messenger RNA, 2372 nt
Organism: Ctenocephalides felis (cat flea)
Lineage: Eukaryota; Metazoa; Arthropoda; Insecta; Siphonaptera; Pulicidae
Gene: Hrs
Product: hepatocyte growth factor-regulated tyrosine kinase substrate
Exons: 9
Coding region: 124-2337 (737 amino acids)
Molecular function (GO): phosphatidylinositol binding; metal ion binding; ubiquitin binding
Source: RefSeq, a predicted model, not a curated record
UCAAAACGUCAAAUUGCCCUUCAAAUAAUAGUGCUGUCAUUGUCCGUCAUUGUCUCGUAUUUGACAACUGUGUAGUAAUUGUAUUGAUUCGAUUUUAAUUAUUUUCUGCAUAUUUUGACUACAAUGUUUCGUUCUGCUGGAAAUUUUGACAAACUUUUAGAUAAGGCUACUAGCAAUUUGCGUCUUGAUCCAGACUGGCCUGCAAUUUUACAAAUAUGUGAUUUAAUCAGGCAGAAUGACUGCACCCCCAAAUAUGCCAUAGCUUCAAUAAAAAAGAAACUAUAUUCAUCUAAUCCGCACCAAGCAAUGUUUGCUAUGUUAGUUCUGGAGAGUGUCGUUAAAAAUUGCGGUUCUAUAAUCCAUGACGAAAUUACUUCUAAAGCAAAUUGUGAAAUGUUCAGAGAAAUAGUAACCACAUCACAGCAUGAAAAUGUCCGCACAAAGAUGUUAGAACUGAUUCAAGCUUGGGCUUUUGCAUUCCGUCAAAAUCCGAAGUACAGAGCAGUACAAGAUACCAUGAAUAUUUUAAAAUCUGAAGGUCGUACUUUUCCUGCGUUGAAGGAAAGUGAUGCUAUGUUUAGUGCUCAUAGUGCACCAGAAUGGGCAGAUGGUGAAGUCUGUAAUCGAUGCAGAGUUGCAUUUUCUCUAGUUCAACGAAAGCAUCAUUGCCGAGCCUGUGGCCAAGUUGUAUGUAAUCAGUGCAGUGGUAAAACUAGUACUUUGCCCAAAUUUGGAAUAGAAAAAGAAGUCAGAGUUUGUGAUGCUUGCUAUGAUCAAGUAAAUAGACCAUUGUCAAGAUCCAAAUCUCCAAGUUUGCAAAAUGAUAAUGAUCUUCCAGUUGAAUAUUUAACUAGUUCCCUAGCUCAACAAAAUCAAACACCAACCAGACGUACCGCUCAGGAAUUACAGGAAGAGGAAGAAUUGCAACUAGCUUUGGCAUUAAGUCAAUCUGAAGCUGAAGUAAAGCGUAACAGUACUAUGCCAAGGCAGCCUAGGGAGUUCUCACCACAUAAAGAUUUGAGUAAAGAAAAUAAUUCAAGUCCUGUAGAGGAGAUACCAGCUGAUCCAGAAUUAGCUAGAUAUUUGAAUAGAGGAUAUUGGGAACAACGACAAGACAUUAGUCAAGAUAUUGCGCCCAGCCCUUCUGCACCAGCUCCGAUUCCUAGUCCAAUGCCUAUUGUGUCAGUAGCUGACUCAGUUUUACAAAAAUCACCAUCAGGACCACAAAAUGUAGCACAGGAUAAGGAACUAGAUGAAUUUACAACAGCACUUAAAUCACAAAUUGAAAUAUUUGUUAAUAGAAUGAAAAGUAAUUCAAGCAGAGGGCGUUCUAUUGCAAAUGAUAGUUCAGUACAAACUCUAUUCUUGAACCUAACUGCAAUGCACUCUAAACUUUUACGGUAUAUUCAACAACAAGAUGAUGCCCAUGUUCACUUUGAAGGAUUACAAGAUAAACUAACUCAAGUCAAGGAUUCUCGAGCUGCUUUGGAUGUCCUUAGGGAGGAACAUAGAGAGAAACUUCGAAAAUUAGCUGAAGAAGCAGAAAGACAAAGACAAAUGCAAAUGGCUCAUAAACUGGAUAUCAUGCGUAAAAAGAAGCAAGAGUAUUUGCAAUAUCAAAGACAGUUGGCAUUACAAAAAAUACAAGAGCAGGAAAGAGAAAUGCAAAUGCGUCAAGAGCAACAGAAACAGCAAUAUAUCAUGGGACCCCAAUUUGGAUUCAAUCAGAAUUCUCCAGCUCAUACACAGUACCCUGUGUCUGGUCAGCAGUACAAUUUUGUUCCACAUUUCCAACCUAUGAUGCAAAUGCCAGGGCCAGGACUGCCUAUAGGAAUUCCCGUGCAGCAUAUGAUGGGUCCACCAACUAGUAUGCAUGGCUCAAUUAAUAUUCAUCCUGCAGUAGGACCUAAUAAUCCUUCGCAAAUGGAGUCCAAUCAUCAACAACAAUGCCAAGCAAUUCCACCUGGUCAACAACAGAUCACACAAAGUCCUAUGAUCAACCAACAAAAUGUGCCAAAUACUGUACCAAAUUCACAGGCUAUGGGUCCCAGAAAUCCCAAUAUACCAAAUCCACAACAGCUGGGUCAUAUGACCAACAAUCAAAAUCCAGUGAUACAAAUGCAUUCUCAAGGCAUUCCUAUGGGGGGUCAGCAGCAUGUUCCUCAAGCCCCUGUCAUGAAUCAAGGCGGAAUAAAUAUGCCACCACCAAUUGUUAAUAUUGCCGGACAAUCUAAUAUGCAAUUUAAUCCACAAGGUGCCGUUCAAAGUUCUGCUCCUCCAGGGAGCCCUCAAACAUCCACUGAUACACAAACAGCUGAAUUGAUUAGCUUUGAUUAAAUUUUUAUAUAGAUUUAAAUAUUGAAAUAAUAUUU